GAUGAAAGACGCCGGAGAAAUGCGAGGAAGCACAGACAAGCUCAGUAAAUCUGAGAAAGACCAGUUUUUCAAAAAUAUUUCUAAUUUCUAAGAUGUGAGAAAAUCAGCCUGUAAGUCGGGGACGUCCGCUGCUGCUUUGCUUCAUAGAUUUAUGUUGGCUGUGCAUAGAUCCCUGUCAAAUCAGCAGCGCCCCGUCAAAAGUCACAUUCAGGUGUUCGGGUCGAGCCUGACUCAGCAGCUUGAGACAUUCUCUGUUCCCUGCUGCAUUUUCAACUCCCUGCAGGCAACAUGCACAAAAGGACUUGGAUUGCCAAGAUCUACAAGAAGAGGGUUUGCACCACCUUUGUGGAGGACUCUUUCAGUAAUGGAGCGCUGUGUCAGUGUGGAGGAGCGAGAGACACCCACUCCUCCGUGGCGCUUGGGGACUGCUUCAGCACGGCCAUUGUGAACCGCUGGGACAGCGCCCAGCACUCGUCUGAAUACCCGACCGACGCUUUUGGAGAGGUUCAAUUUGCAGGAGCCAGCAAGAGACACAGCCAAUUCUUACGCCUGUCGUGGGACACCCAGCCAUCUAUGGUGUACAACUUGAUGACGACCCAUUGGCAUCUUCCCGUACCAAACCUGGUGGUUUCCGUUGUGGGUGGAGAGGGCAGAAUGAAGGUCAAGACCUGGGUCCGAGAAGUCCUCCGGCAGGGACUGGUGAAAGCAGCACAAAGAGCAGGAGCGUGGAUCUUUACAACAGGACUGCGUGAAGGCGUCGGCAGGUGUGUUGGCGAGGCGGUGAGAGAUCACGCCACUGCAGCCUCCUCCGACUCCCUCAACAAGGUGGUGGCCGUGGGCGUCGCUCCGUGGGGAGUAGUGCACAACAAGGAGCAGCUGGUCAACCCCAAGGGCAGCUUUCCUGCAAAGUACUAUGUCCAGAACCCAGUUCGGGAUUCCUGCUGUCUGGACAACAACUACCAGUCCUUCCUGCUGGUGGACGAUGGGAGUGUGGGCCGCAGAGGAGGAGACACUGUCUUCAGAGCCAAGCUGGAGGACUACAUUUCCCAUCAGCGCACAGGAAUAUGGGGUAGUGGAACAAUUGACAUCCCUGUUCUUUGUAUGUUGAUAUCAGGAGACACAAGCAGCUUAAAGCGAAUGGAUCUGUCGCUGAAGUACUCCAUGCCCUGGCUGGUCCUGGCCGGUUCCGGAGGCCUAGCAGACUUUGUUGCCGACCUCCUGGAGAACGUGUCUGCUGCCCCAGGAUUCCAGUCCAGCAGUGAAGGUGACGGCGAAUCCGGUCCCAGUGUGGAUCUGAAAGAAAAAGUUGCAGAGCGAGUCAAGAAGCACUUCCCUGCAGAAUCGGCGUCUGACAAACUUGUUGAGCGUGCUCUGAGCAUCUACCAAUGCAGAGACUUGAUUUCAAUCCACUAUGGAGAGCAGGAGAGUCCCACAGACUUUGACACAGUCCUCCUCAAGGCAUUGGUUGGAGCCAGUAAGCAGCGGACGUCGGUUGAGGCCAGUCCGCACAACGAAGAGCUGAAACUCGCUGUUGCAUGGAACAGGGUUGACAUUGCCAAGAGCGAACUUUUCAAUGGAGACAUUCAUUGGAGGUAUGAGGAUCUGAAGGAAUCCAUGACGGACGUCUUGGUCAAUGAUAAGCCGCAGUUUGUGCAGCUUUUCACUGAGAACGGUCUAAACAUCGUCGAAUACCUGACCUACGGCAGACUGGAGAAGCUCUACCGCUCCGUUCCCGAUUCAACGCUGUUAUAUCAGCUGCUUCAGCGCCACUUAGUGGUCAGACUUGGAACUGCAACAACUUUGCCUGCAGCAACUAGUGAGCCAAAAGGCCCUUUCAAAAUGACAGAAGAGGACUUUCAGAGCGAGCCAACGACAGACAUCACUCUUUUCGAGAUUUCAGGAGUCCUGGAUUUGUUACUGGGUGAUACUUGCCAGCCGUUUUACUACGACGUUUUGGGAAUUUCAGAAAUCAGCUCUAAAAGGAAAGCUGUCAAGCGUGUCAGCAGGCUGCUGUGUGAAAAUCGCUCCUAUCAGAACCAGCGCUGCCUCUACCCCUGGGCUUCGCUCUUCAUUUGGGCCGUUCUGCAGAACCGCACUGAGAUGGCCACUUUCUUCUGGGAGAUGGCCGGAGAGUCGGUGCUGACGGCUCUCAGUGGCUGUAAGAUGCUCAGAGAGCUGUCCAAGCUGGAGUCUGAAACCGAAAUCAAACUGUCCAUGAAAGAUCUGGCCCAGACGUUCGAGAACCUGGCGCACGAUAUCUUCAGCUCUUGCUAUCGUAGCGAUGAAAGUCGCUCCUUCGACCUGCUGAUCAGGAAAUCUCCCGUUUGGGGAAGCACCACCUGCCUGCAGAUGGGCAUGGGCGCCGACGCGCGCCUCUUCUUCAGCCAUGACGGCGUGCAGUCGUUUUUGUCCCAGAUCUGGUGGGGCGACAUGCAGAGAGACACGGCCGUCUGGAAGCUGCUGCUGACCUUUUUCUGCCCUUUCCUCUGCUACACAAAAUUCAUUUCUUUCAGGGAAGAUGGAAACCAACAGGAGGAGGAAGGAAGGAGCAGCGAUGAAAACCUGAGUCCGGAUGCGGACAAUCACUACGGGACAACCAUCUUCUCUUUCUCCGACAUCAAACACAUUGAAGUUGACGGCCAGCUCUCCAGCCCCAGGAGUCCCAGCAUCAGAGGCGUUCCUGAACCCUACAGACCGCCGCGGCGCCCAUUUAUCGUGUCCCGCUGGCGCCAGUUCUGGUUUGCUCCUGUCACGGCAUUUUUGGGGAACGUCUUGAUGUACUUCCUGUUUCUCAUCCUGUAUGCAUUUGUGCUGCUGUUGGACUUCAAAGGCCCUUCAGGUCUGGCCGCUUCAGAGUAUGUGCUCUACUUCUGGGUUUUCACCAUGGUGUGUGAGGAGAUAAGAGAGACUUUCUUUUCAGGGGUGAUGACUUGGCGUCAAACACUCAGAGUUUACAUUCAGGAUGUGUGGAAUAAAUUUGACCUUCUUGCUAUAACUCUUUUCAUCUCGGGAUUAAUCUGCAGAAUGUUUGAAUGGUCUUAUGAGUAUGGAAGGGAACUCCUCUGUGUGGACUUCAUGGUCUUCACCCUUCGUCUCAUUCACAUUUUUGCCAUUCACAAACAGAUGGGACCAAAAAUUAUCAUUGUUGGCAAAAUGGUGAAAGACGUCUUCUUCUUCCUCUUCUUCCUGGGAAUUUGGAUCAUGGCGUACGGAGUGGCGAAUCAGGCUUUGCUUUACCGCCGCGAUCCCAAUUUUGAUCGCAUCUUUCGCAGAGUUUUCUACAGGCCGUACCUGCACAUCUACGGUCAGAUUCCUGUGGAGGAGGUUGACGUUAAAAUGGUUUGGGACGUAGAAUGCACGGAUAACCAGACGUUGGUUGAUGGAGGCGCUGAGCAGUGCAGAAAUUCCUCCGGUAACUGGUUGGUGGUCAUCCUGCUCAUGGUUUAUCUCCUGGUGACCAACAUCUUGCUCAUCAACCUGCUCAUCGCCAUGUUCAGCAACACUUUCACUGAGGUCCAGGCCAACAGCGAGUCCUACUGGAAGUUCCAGCGCUACAACCUGAUUGUCCAGUAUCACUCCAGGCCGUCACUGGCUCCUCCGUUAAUCAUCUUCUCCCACAUCAAUCUUUUCAUCAAGAGGAAGAUCCGUAAAGUUCCCUCUGUCAAGGUUCAGCAGUUUGUUCUUCAGUUAAGUCAGAAGGCUGCCAACAGACUGAUGACGUGGGAAACGAUCCAGAAAGAAGACUUCCUGACGGCCCAAAACAAAAUCCAGAAAAGCAGCGACUCAGAGAGGCUCAAACGGAUGUCUGUCAAGAUGGACAGUGUUGCUAAACACAUGACUGAAAACAGAGACCUUGACCAGAGACUCCGGGCUCUCGAGAACGAGAUGGAGAACUGCUCAAAUGCUCUGAGAUGGAUUGUUGACACGUUAGCACAAGGCGGCGCGUUUAAACCGCCCAGACCGCCGCCCACGUUCAGAGAUGGCGUUCCCAGUUCUUCCGGUUCAUCGUAGCUGGACCUUAAGGACACAUGUGAACCAGGAGGGAAUGGCCUAAAUGGAACAUGACACACUGGCAGCUUGUUGAGGCACAUACAUGUAGUUCCCACCCCUCAUUGUCACUGGAUUAAAAACAACAAUCCGUCUUAAAAACCUUCAGACGCACCUAAACGUGGAACAGUAUUCAUGAACUGAUAUUGAAAUGCUGAUUGUUUGUUUACUAUGUUUGCAUUGAAGUCAGUUUAACAUGAUCUAUGCUGUAGUUUUAACAUCUGAUCUAAAACUGCCCUGCAAAAACACAAUCCUAACUAAACUUAAAAUAAGACAAAACUGACUUAUAAGUAACUUUUCGGCUUGUUUUAUAUUUCUGUUGGCAGAUUAUUCCACUGAUAACAUGGGAACAUGUCUUAUUAGAGAAAAUAAUCUGCCAAUGGAACAAUAACUUUUUAAUUCCAUUUUAAGGAAUUAACUUAAAACAAGCUCAUAUAUCUUGAUGAAAAGUUUUUUGGGAGUUAGUUUCACCUCAUUUAAAGUGUAGUAAGAUAUUGGCGCUAGAAACUAGACCAAAGCAACUUGGUACGAUUUUGUGUUUUUGCAGUGUGUGUAUGUUUACUUGGGGAAAUGAGUGUUUCAUUUUAUUGUGUUUAUUUACAGUCAGCGGUUGCUCAAAAUUAGCUACAAAAACUUUUCUCUCAUUGAGCCUAGGAAUUUUAUACCUUCUGUCUAAUAAAUGCAUUAAAUUAUGUUGAUUUAA
This is a messenger RNA of Poecilia reticulata (guppy), 4750 nucleotides long. The record is from RefSeq and is a predicted model, not a curated record. NCBI's taxonomy places the organism in Eukaryota, Metazoa, Chordata, Actinopteri, Cyprinodontiformes, Poeciliidae.